Molecule: messenger RNA, 978 nt
Organism: Vicia villosa (hairy vetch)
Lineage: Eukaryota; Viridiplantae; Streptophyta; Magnoliopsida; Fabales; Fabaceae
Exons: 1
Coding region: 1-978 (325 amino acids)
Biological process (GO): DNA repair
Molecular function (GO): endonuclease activity; DNA binding
Source: RefSeq, a predicted model, not a curated record
AUGAUUAUCGGGUCUUUCAACAUCAGAGGUGGUUGCAUCUAUGUUAAAAGAAGAAGGAUUCAUCAGAUAAUUAGCAAAGGGAGGGCGGAUCUGUUUCUUCUCCAAGAAACAAAAUUGAAAUCUUGCUCUGAGUCUACAGCAAAAAGUUUCUGGCGCGUGGAAGAUAUCGAAUACUCUAUUUCCGACUCGGUAGGUAUGUCUGGUGGCCAAAUUAUUUUGUGGAAUGCUAGGAAGAUGAAAGUAGUUUGCAGUUUUAGGGGUGCUGGUUUUUUAGGUGUUAAAGUUUUUUGGAUGGACAAACUGUACUAUAUAUGCAAUGUAUACUCUCCUUGUAGUCUUUCCCUAAAGCGUGAACUAUGGAAAAGUCUAUUGGUUAUGAAAGAUAGAUUCAAUGAUGGAGAAUGGCUGAUAGGAGGAAACUUCAAUGCUGUUAAAAAUGGAGGGGAAAGGAAAGGUAGGACUGUGGUGGGUAAUCAUGCGGAGUGGGAUGAAUUUUCUGGCUUCAUUAAUGAUACAGGGCUGGUGGAUGUCUCUUGCAAAGUCAAGAAAUUCAGCUGGUUUAGUAGUGAUGGUAGAUCGAAAAGUCGUAUACAUCACUUCUUGGUGUCAAACAACAUAGUGAAUUGGUGGGGUGUCGUAGGGCAACAAAUUGGUGAAAGGGACAUAUCCGAUCACUUCCCAAUUUGGAUUGUCGUAGAUAAGAAGGAUUGGGGACCGAAGCCAUUCAAAUUCAAUAAUGAAUGGUUUCAAAAUAAGGAUUUUAUUGGCUUUGUAGAGAAGGAAUGGAAAGGGUUGGAAGUUCACGGGCGAGGAAACUUUGUUUUGAAGGAGAAAUUGAGACUUCUCAAAAGUAAACUUAGAUGGUGGAACACAACCGUCUUUGGAAAAAUAGAUAUGGAGUUGGAGGAAGGAGUUAAGGAGAUUAACGCCAUUGAUAAUCUUCCUUCGGAUGAGGAAAUGGAGGUGGGAGAUAGAUAG